GUAGCCUAUAUAACCUCUUCUUCUUCUACUUCUUCAUCGCCGGAAAAGGUUUACAGUGGCCGUGGGGGAGGGGGUUUUACUCUGAUGUCCUCAGUUCGGAAUACAGUGGAUGGGAACUAGGGUUCCUGUACCGCACUACGAUUUGAGGCCGGCCGCUGCUUCUUACAUCGACAGCUCAGUCCACGACAACAAUGCUGCCGAGGGACUCGGCGGAGCAAGUGAUGACGUGGACCCAGGCAGCGGAGAUGCCAAGGAGGAUAGUCUCCAUAACGACGAAGAAGAUUCCGCAACUGUUGACUGCUUGCAUGAUUCCUUUCAGAACUCUUUACCACUUCACAUUGUAACCGUGGAGGACAAUCAAAGUAGCGUAUCUAAUAGUGGAUCUUCUAGUGGCUCUUACAACAUUGUAACCAUUGACGAUGUUUCACCAAUUGAGUCAGCAAGAGCAAGAUUUCUGGACAUCAUCGUAGAUCAUUUUAUUAGUUCACAUGUAAUUGAGGUGUUCAAUACGGAACCAGACUGUGUUGUACAAUCUUCUCAAGAUAAAGCAAGCAAGAGGAAGUUGGGCAAAAUUCAACGUGAAGGUGAUCCUCGACAUGUUUUGCCUUUGAUGUAUGUGGCAAACAUGUAUGAGACAUUGGUUGCUGAGGUGAACUUGAGACUAUCUUCCUUGAGUGGAAUGCGGGAAAAAAACAUCGGUGUGGCCCUUGAAGCAGCUGGUGGUUUGUAUAGAAAGCUUGCAAAAAAGUUUCCCAGGAAUGGAUCUUGCACGUAUAAACGCCGAGAAUUAGCAACUUCUUUUGAAACACGGUCAAGGUUUCCAGAAUUAGUUAUACAAGAGGAGAAGCGUGUCCGUUUUGUGGUUGUUAAUGGUCUAGCUAUUGUUGAGAGACCAAUGAGUAUGCUAAUCGAUGAUAUUGAGUGGUUCAAAAGAUUGACAGGUCGCAGUGAAGUAUCAGUCUCCCCAAGAGAUUACAAGUUCUAUGCACCUAGACACAAGUACAGACGUGUAGCAUCAAACCCCAUUCCAAACAUGCAUACAUUCCCGACAUUCACAGGAACAGAUAGUGUUUCUCCUCCUAUGAGUGCAGCUCAAGGUUACCAUUCUGUAAGUGAGCCACAGAAUAGCCACCAGAUUCCUCCACAAGAGCAGCAGCAGCAGCAGCACAUGCAGGCAACAUCACAUCAGGCUCAAUUUCACCCCCUUCAGCAGAGCCACCUCCAGCAUCAGAUGAACCAAAACCAACUCAUUGCCCAUUUGUCUCAUUGCGGACCUCAUUCACACUUGUCUGAAAUCGUGCAUUCUCAGCACUCUGCCACCAUUCCCACUACUCACAUGUCUCCCUUGCAACCCAUAGGUCAUGUUGGAGGGCGUAUGCAUUUACAGCCAGUUGGUCCUGCAAAGUUCUGUGAUGAAUGUGGGGCCCCUUACUUGAGGGACACAUCCAAGUAUUGCUCCGAGUGCGGUGUGAAGAGGUUAGGAAUUUGAUUUGUGAAACACACCAAAGGGGUACAAAUUUCAUGGCAAGGCAUAUGGUUGGCUACUCAUGGCAUUUGUGAAUGUGUCGAAGUCGAGACAAAACUUCUUUCUAGCUCUUAAGGUGACAUUUUUGUCUUGUUGUAUUAUAAAGAGGGAAAAUAGGUUGUAUUGUACGUUGUACAAAACAUAUAACAAGAUAGAUCAAGAUCAAUGUGCUUCAAGAAAACGACUUCAUCUUU
Cuscuta campestris is the source of this 1719-nucleotide messenger RNA. NCBI's taxonomy places the organism in Eukaryota, Viridiplantae, Streptophyta, Magnoliopsida, Solanales, Convolvulaceae. The record is from the annotation of a GenBank genome assembly.